Molecule: messenger RNA, 687 nt
Organism: Dibothriocephalus latus
Lineage: Eukaryota; Metazoa; Platyhelminthes; Cestoda; Diphyllobothriidea; Diphyllobothriidae
Source: the annotation of a GenBank genome assembly
AUGGACCAAAAACGCAAUAGCCCUCAGGAUACUACGACUGGCCUUAUAUGCAGACUGCAGUGUAUCGGAAAAUGUCAGGAGAACCGCUUGAUGAUGCCUAGGAAAGUAGCUCUGAAAUGGUUUCUGCUGGCAUUUGGCAGAAAGCCCCUUUUAACCCAACCUACGGUCCCCGAUAGUUAUCGUGUAAACAAGUCAAGUGUACCUUGGCGUCCUGUCUGUCUCUCCUCUCAACUAGAAUCCUUGGACGGCGACUGCAGCCCCUGUGAUUCCAGUUCCGCAUCGCCCCAGGACAGGAUUUCCGAGGGUUCUGACGCCUUCGAUUUUCCCAGUCUCACCACGUCCGGAGUCGCCCACUACGCAAAGAGACGCCUCUCUGUGGAUGGUCUGCCCACACCCGGCAGCACAGACGCCACCUACGCAUGCGCUCUCCGCCUUAAGCGCAUCGUUCGUCUGGUGGAACGCAACCGAAUAACAAAGAACGUUCUCUUGGACAAUCUGGAAUAUGCCAUCCAAGUGGUCGAAAAAACCUACAUGGAGGAGACAAGCAGACGUCUCCGGGAUGAAGACGACGACCUCUCGGAUGCCGCCUGCUCCGAAGUGCCAGACGAGGUCCGUGAUUGGCUGUCGUCCACGUUUAAACGGAAUGCUGGCACCGGAAACCUCAACGCCACCAAACCCCACUUUCGA